This is a messenger RNA of Vicia faba (fava bean), 2283 nucleotides long. The record is from the annotation of a GenBank genome assembly. NCBI's taxonomy places the organism in Eukaryota, Viridiplantae, Streptophyta, Magnoliopsida, Fabales, Fabaceae.
AUGACGAACUCAAUGGGUCCUCCACCUCCCAAAAACCCUAAUCCUCAACCACAAACCCUAACUCCAUCACCUCCUCCUCCAAACUCCGAUUCUCACUCAUCCCCAUCCACCCCCGAACCACCGCCACCGUCCGAUUCCACCGCCAAUUCAUCACUAUCCGAGCCACCACCGCUGUUCCAUUCCACUGAUACUCAAACCCCCAAACCCUCUCAAGGUAUAGCGGUUCCGUAUAAGAUUCCGGCUUGGAGUUCUGCUCCUUGCCAUGAAUUCUACCUCGAGGUUCUCAAGGAUGGUUCAAUCAUCGACAAAUUUAACGUGCAUGAAAAAGGUGCAUAUAUGUUUGGGCGUUUGGAUCUCUGUGACUUUGUGCUCGAACACCCAACUAUUUCUAGGUUUCAUGCUGUUAUGCAGUUUAAGAGAAGAGGAGAUGCAUAUCUCUAUGAUCUGGGGAGUACUCAUGGCACCUUUUUGAACAAAAAUCAGGUGGAGAAAAACACAUACAUUGAUUUGCGUGUUGGUGAUGUCAUUCGGUUUGGCCGGUCAACUCGGAUGUUCAUUUUUCAAGGACCGUCAGAAUUGAUGCCUCCUGAGGCUAAUAUAAAACUUAAGAGAGAAAUUAAAUUGCGGGAAGCAUUGCUAGAUAGGGAAACUUCGCUUCGUCGAGCAAAGAUGGAAGCAUCUGCUGCUGAGGGUAUAUCGUGGGGUAUGGGGGAGGAUGCCAUUGAAGAAGAUGAGGAUGAUGUUGAAGAAAUAACGUGGCAGUCAUAUAAAGGGCAGCUUACAGAAAAACAGGAAAAAACCCGUGAGAAAAUAAUAAAAAGAACGGAAAAGAUUUCUAACAUGAAGAAAGAAAUAAAUUCUAUACGUGUUAAAGACAUUUCUCAGGGUGGAUUAACUCAGGGUCAACAGACUCAAAUUGCUAGGAAUGAGCAAAGAAUGGCAGAGAUAAUGGAAGAACUUGAAAAUUUGGAAGAAACACUGAAUGAUAGUAUUCGAGAAAGUUUAGGUGCACGUACAGGAAAGCUACCUCAUGGGAAGAAGAAAGGUGCAGUGGAAGAUGAAGAAGAAUAUUUUAGUGACGACGAUGAUGAAUUUUAUGACCGUACAAAGAAAAAACCCUCUCAAAAGAAGCCUGGUGACCAGUCAAUCGAGACUGCUGAUACUCUUCUUGAUAAGAGAGAUACUAUCAUGAAGGAAAUAAAUGACACGAAAGAGUUGCUCAUGACUGAGAAGAACAAAGUGUUAUCAGAGACAAAGAGUACCACACAGGAUGAUGUCGGUGAUUCACUUGAUGCUUACAUGUCUGGACUUUCAUCUCAACUAGUUUAUGAUAAAAGUGCGCAGCUUGAGAAGGAAUUAUCAACUCUUCAGUCCGAGCUAGAUAGGAUAUCCUACCUCUUGAAGAUUGCUGACCCAACGGGAGAUGCUUCCAAGAAAAGGGAGUUCAAAGCACGAGAGCCCAAACCAAUAAACCCCGAAGAAGUUGCCUCUACUAUCAAGAUGAAACCGCCGGCAGAAGCCCAGAAAAACAGUGAGCCUUGUGCCAAGACAGACGACAAUAAACGACAUGUAGAAACCAAGAAAACUAGUGAUGCUUGUGUUAAGGCAAAUGACGAUAAACCACAUGCGGAAACCCAGAAAAUUAGUGAUGCUUGUGUUAAGGUAGACGGCUCCAUAAAAGGAGAGGAACCUGCAGCUACAAUUGUGGCUUUGGAAAAGUCACAACCUGGCCAUGACAAGUCAGAGACUGAUAAUGCUGUAUUUGUUGUCCCAAAGCCCCAGUGGCUUGGAGCUGUAGAGGACAGGGUUACAGAUGAUAAGCAACAGCUGACGACCUCUCUUCAUCCGCCGGAGAUGGACGAAUCAGGUAAGUUUGUUGACUAUAAGGACAGAAACAAAAUUUUGGGCGGUAAUGAUGUUGAAAGCACUUCAUUGGAGUCUAGAAUUGAGUCUGCUGCUCCUGGACUAAUUUUAAGAAAACGGAAGCAAGUCGAGACAAUUGGAACAAGCAGUAGUGUUGCCUCUCAGCAAUCGACAUCUUCCACCUCAGGCGAACAAAUGGCUGAGGAUGCCGUGGCUCUAUUAUUAAAAUACAAAAGGGGACUAUAUGCUGCUGAUGACAAUGAUGGAAGAGAUGAAAUCCAAGAGAAGAAGCCUAAAAGAGUACUUGGGCCUGAAAAACCAUCGUUUUUAAGCGAUGACACAGAUAAUUCAACAUGGGUUCCUCCAAAAGGACAAUCGGGCGAUGGACGGACUUCUUUGAAUGAUAAAUAUGGAUACUGA